AUGACACCUUUGCUCAAUGAGCACCCGUCUGGACAGCCUUGCUUCGCCUGCGGCGCCCGUCCCGGCAGCAAGGCAGCAGCGAGUGAGACAAUCACACUCUGUAAGCGCUGCGCCUUCGCAGACGUCCCCGUCUCGUUUUGCGACUCAAAGUGCUACGAACGCGGUAAGGAGCGGCACGAGAAGCAGAACUGCGUUGGGCAGACCAACAGGCGGAUAUUCCUCGACGAACCGGAGAGCUGGAAACACUUCUGUACGCCCGGCUGUCGCGUUGAGAUCGUGUCGCCCCGACUCCAGCUCCGACCCGUAGAGAUUGAGGACGACAAGCGGAUCUUCGCCGUCAAGAACGAACGGCUCGUCUCGUCGCAGCAACUCUACGGCGUCAUCGACGACCCUAGCAUCGUUCUUCCCUUCUUCACCGCCGGAUACCUCGACAACAACAUCCCGGCGGUCGAGUCGGAAGGCUCGCCUGUUGCUGGCCGGACACGAUACGUAUGGGCUAUCGAACCGCGAUUGAACAAGGACGGAACACGCGCGGUCGAGGCGAAGAAGGCAGAAGGAGUGAAGCACGACCUUGACGCGGACGGCUACAUCGGCAACAUCGCCGUCCAGAUUCUGGUCAAACCCGGAGGUCACCGGGGUAGCGACUUCGAGCCCAAGCCUGGCGAGAUUUUUUGCUACCCGAGCGAGCAGGAACUUACGACCAGCCCGUAUGAGGCCGUCUUGUUUUAUGAGCUGCAUCCGAACUUCUGGCGACAAGGGCUCAUGACAGAGGCUAUCAAGGCCGUCAUCCCGUUCGUCUUUACAACACUCAAGCUUCCGCGCAUCAUCAUCGACCCCGUCUCCUCGAAUGAGGCGUCCCUCGCGCUCGCCGAAAAACUCGGCUUUACCAGGAUCGGCGAGGUCGGCCGCAAGACUGUCUCGUUCUUCAAGCAUUCGAAGCAGAUCCGGUAUGAGCUGACCAGGGAGCAGUGGCUCAAAGCGAAGAAGCCCAGCAAGUCGAAGGCGAAGAAGAAGCGGAAGAAGGGCGCGGCGACGGAUGCCGCUGCAGAGGGUUCCGACGCGCAGGACGGACCUCGGGCUGAGGGUAAGGAGACAGAGGUGGAGGCGGAGGACAACGUCAAGGAGGGUCAGGAGGACGUGCCGAAGGGAGAAAGCGACGCAGUGGACAUUGCGCAGCGAAAGAGCGAGGACGCGGCGGCAGCGAACGGCGGCGAGAGCAUUCCAGUCGAAGCGCGGACGUGCCGAUGGUGCCAAGUCCCGUCGCACCACGGCGUCCUCGAGUGUGGCGGCUGCAAAUGGGCAUUCUGGUGCUCGCAGCCCUGCAAGACGGCGGAGUUGACCUAUCACAACGGCGCACACUACCUUUAA
This is a messenger RNA of Rhodotorula toruloides NP11, 1368 nucleotides long. Its product is annotated as acetyltransferase GNAT family. The record is from RefSeq and is a predicted model, not a curated record. Gene Ontology annotation, molecular function: acyltransferase activity, transferring groups other than amino-acyl groups. The transcript is spliced from 10 exons. Lineage: Eukaryota; Fungi; Basidiomycota; Microbotryomycetes; Sporidiobolales; Sporidiobolaceae. The coding region runs from base 1 to 1368 and encodes 455 amino acids.